AUGUCCUUCUCAACGCUCGUUUGGGAGUAUCCCUCAUCUUCCUCAUCCUCCCCUCUAGUCCCUUCAGCUUCAGUUUCAGCUCCCUCUACCUCAGUAACAUCUCCUUCAACUUCACCGCAUGACUCAGGCUACCAAUUACAACCGGACGUUAUGCCUUUAGAAGUCACGCCAAAAUACUCUACACCUCCAGAUACAGUUGAUCCUGCAGAUAUCACGACCACUCCCAUUCACACUCCAUCAGCCAAGAAGAAAAAGCAGGUAGUAUUGCCAAACUACCCGGUAUACAUGCGGGAGGAAGACGACUGGACGAAAGUAGAAGACCCCAAGGAGAAGAAAAAGAUACAGAACCGUGUUGCUCAAAGAACAUACCGUCACCGUAUGAAGGCACGUCUUGGUGAGCUGCAAGCCCGUCUAGAAGGCCGGGAGCAGGAUAAAGCCCAACAGCCACUCCCAAAAAGCAGUGAUUCAUCUACUUCCGCAGCAGCGGUUCGCGGCUUUACAGCCAUCAAUCAAAUGCCAGGCAUCGAGUCUCCUCUGUCUCCUGUGUCUCAGAACAAAAGCUCUCCUAGCCAAGUGCUUUCUUUGAUGCAGCCGGCCGUGUACGAAGAGCCCACUGCUGAUGGGACAGAGCCCAUAUUCCCACCAAUACCUCGAAAUGACCUGAACAGUCCACCGCAAGCACAGACUCACCUAGAGGCUGGGGGCCUACUAUCUCCACCAAACCAACCUAUGGUAGAUCAAAUCUCCAGGCUGCCUCACGAAUUCGUACUCGACUGCUUGCGUUUUCAGACUCACUUGUUGAACCGCCUUAAUAGCCUUCAGCAGCAACUCAACUUCGUCCCUUCGUAUCCUUCCGGUAGUGGCGUACCAUCGCAAGCCUUGGAAAGCAUCAUCCAGGCUGAGCAAGUUCCCUGCGUCAGCGCCUUCUCUCCCACCCAUGCAGAGGCUAUGGAAUAUUCUUUGAAUACCAACGUGGAAGUAUGGAAAACAGGUACCAUGUCGAAAAUUGAGUCGCCGUCGCCACCAUCUCAUAAUGACAACAACCAUAACAACAACAAUAAUAUGCUUCCCUUCUCAGCACCCACCACUCCUAAUGCAGUGCUAGACUGCCAUGAAAUUACUGGCUCCGGCUCCAGUAUUAUAUCUCCAAUGCCUCAACUAGCUCAGGAAACCAUCUCUCUAGACGAGCGAAUGGAGGGCAUCAUGGAGAAAGUUCGAGCAGCUGGCUUUGAUAGCUUUGAUGCCCUUGUAUCUGCGUAUUACUGUGGCAACUUUGGAGAGGCCUCCUUUCUAGCUAAUGAGCAGCGACUGAGCCGUAAUAGGCGCUUGCCUAAAGUCAUUGACGAUGUAUUUCAAGCAACCAAGCAUUGGAGCGCGUGGGAGCGCCGUGGUUUCCAAGAGGAAAUACUCAAAACAGCCGAGUCUAUGCUGAAAUCUGAGGCUGCCAGUGCCCACAAUCCUCUAAUGGCCAAGAUUACCCCUCUUCUCGACUUACACGAGAUCACUAACCAGGUUUCUACCGCUGAAGCCCUUGUUGAUUUGAAGCGAUCUAUUCAAGACCAGUUACCCAACUCAUGGGCGCUAGGGAUGGCCUUAUCAUUUGACAGCCGCAAUUCAUGGCAGAGAGACCGCUCGAAUACGGCACUCGCAACAACUCUCCUCACGAACUUCUCAGGACGAAUACCCAACGACCAAUUGUUGCAGAUUAUUGGCGCAUGCCUCUGA
Molecule: messenger RNA, 1725 nt
Organism: Trichoderma asperellum CBS 433.97
Lineage: Eukaryota; Fungi; Ascomycota; Sordariomycetes; Hypocreales; Hypocreaceae
Source: RefSeq, a predicted model, not a curated record